AUAUGUCGAUUCUGAUUCCAGUGGCUCUUGCAUUGCUGUUUGUUUAUUUAUUAUCUUUCUAUGAUACAAUACGUUUAAUGCGAAAGUUCUGGAUUUAUGGAGGAAAGAUGCCCGGCCCACCUGCCCAUCCAAUAUUCGGAAAUGCUUCACUGUUUAAGAAUAAGACAACCAAAGAUUUUGUAGAACUCUUCGUACAACUUGCACACGAGGCAAGAUCAAAAGGAGCAAACUUGAUGAGAACCCAAGUAAUGAAUAGGAUCUAUGUAUGGCCGUUGAACGGAAAAACUGCAGCGACAAUUCUAGAAUCAUCAACAGAAGUGAACAAAGGUGAUGACUAUGCAUUCCUGGUACCAUGGCUCGGUGGUGGAUUAUUGAUGGAAAAAGGCGAAAAAUGGAAAAGUCAUCGAAGAAUCUUAACUCCAGCUUUCCAUUUUGCAAAGCUAGAGGGAUAUUUAGAUGUUUUCAAUAGUGAAUCAAAGAUUCUUAUUGACUGUCUGGAGAAAAUAGCAGAAACUCAAGAGACUGUGGAUUUAUUCCCAUUUUUUAAAAGAUGUACAUUGGAUAUUAUCUGUGGAACUGCAAUGGGAAUCAAAUUAGAUGCACAAAAUGUUCAUAAUCUCGGAUAUGUGCAAGCUGUGGAGGGUUUCAAUAAACUCACAGUGGAAUAUUCGUUGAAUCCAUUUUUAUGGAAUCGAUUUGUUUAUUGGGCUCUUGGCUAUCAAAAAAUGCACGACGAUUUUCUGUACACUCUGAAAAAGUUCACAAAUGAUGCAAUAGUUGAAAGAAGAACUGUAAUUGCUUCAGGAGAAAUUGAAAAAGAAACAUCAAAACGAAAAAUGAAUUUUCUUGACAUUUUAUUGAACAGUGAAGAAUCAAAUGAACUGACAUCUGAUGAAAUAAGAAAAGAAGUGGAUACAUUUAUGUUUGCUGGGCAUGAUACAACUUCAACAUCUCUUUCAUGGCUUUGUUGGAAUAUUGCACAUAAUCCAGAAGUUCAAGAAAAUGUUUACAAAGAGAUUAUUAGCAUUUUUGGAGAAGAUCCAAAUCAAGAUGUAACUUCUGAAAAUAUCAACCGAUUGGAGUAUACGGAACGAGUUUUGAAAGAAUCAAAAAGAAUGUUUCCACCAGUUCCAGGAUUUCAAAGAAAAUUAACAAAGGACAUAGUUAUUGAUGGAAUAACAAUACCCUCAGAGGGUAACAUCACUAUCUCCCCAACAGUUCUUCACUGCAAUCCGUUUGUAUACCAAAAUCCUGAAAAAUUUGAUCCAGAUCGGUUUCUUCCUGAAGAGUGCGCAAAACGACAUUCCUACGAUUAUAUACCAUUCUCCGCUGGACUUCGAAACUGUAUUGGACAAAAAUUUUCGAUUCUUAAUGAGAAAGUCAUGUUGAUACAUAUUCUAAGAAACUUUAAACUUGAACCAAAACUCGAGUUUUAUGAGACGAAACCUUUAUUUGAGGUAGUUGCAAAACCAUCACAUGGUAUUCCGGUUAAAUUGAUAAAAAGAUACUGAAGAUCAAAAAAUGGAGAAAACGAUGGCUAAGAUGGACGGGUUGUGUUGUGGUCAUCUAACUUGCAAACAUUUUGUAUUCAAACUUGUAGAUAUUUUAAUUUUAUUUAUAAGUAUAUGAAUGAUUGUUGAUUCAUGAUUAGAAUGUGUUUCCAUCAUAAAUAAUAACUAUUU
Molecule: messenger RNA, 1682 nt
Organism: Caenorhabditis elegans
Lineage: Eukaryota; Metazoa; Nematoda; Chromadorea; Rhabditida; Rhabditidae
Gene: cyp-29A4
Product: Cytochrome P450
Exons: 8
Coding region: 3-1511 (502 amino acids)
Source: RefSeq, marked reviewed